Messenger RNA from Dromaius novaehollandiae (emu), 7141 nucleotides. It is a transcript of the gene CRYBG1, whose product is annotated as crystallin beta-gamma domain containing 1. NCBI's taxonomy places the organism in Eukaryota, Metazoa, Chordata, Aves, Casuariiformes, Dromaiidae. Bases 1010 to 5515 code for a protein of 1501 amino acids. The transcript is spliced from 22 exons. The record is from RefSeq and is a predicted model, not a curated record.
GGAGGCCUCGCCCGGCCCGCGCCCCCCGGGCCGAAGGCGCCCGCCUUGCCCGCGCUUUCUGCCCGCUCGCCCCCGCUGGGGGCCGCCUGCGCCUCCCCUCCCUCAGCGCCGUCCCCUGCGCCAGGUAGAGCCGCUGCCCGCGGCGGGGGCGGCGGCUCGGGGCGGGCCGCGGCGCGCGGGCGAGCUGAGGCGGAGCGCGCAGACAGCUGGCGCCGAGGGAGCCGCGCGGCGCGGUGCGCGGGGCAGCUCCGCGCAGGGGCCGCCGCGCCGGGCGUCCACCUCACAAUUUCCGGAGUCUUCCAGAGAAGAGAAUAAAAAGAAACCAGUUUUGGAAAGGCUCGGAAAUUUGUUUAGCACUGGGAAAAGGAAAAAUGUCAAAAGCUCACUAGAACACACCUCGAAUUGGAAAAGGGAGAGGUCAGUUUCUCCUCACAAAGCACAAGCGAUAUACUGUAAGCAUAUAAAAGAAGGACCCGAAGCUCCUCAAGUACAGCGAGGGAGAAGCCUGAAUGCUGCUUCCGAAACGCAGGAAUAUAAUUUCAGUGGGGAAAUAGCGCCUGUGUAUCACGACACUGUUUCAGAAUGGAGUGGUAAAGGAGUCUCGUCUGACAGUGAGUGGUCACCAGACUGGAGCAGCAGCAGUGAAGCCAUUAAAAACACAUUCUUUGAGAGUAGCCUGAAUGUGGAAACAGUGGAACUGGAAGAAGAGCUGGUCACAGAUAUAAAUAAUUCCACAACUCCAAACUUCAUAAAGAGCUUGAGGAACUUACCUAGUGAAGACUUAGAAAAGAGUAUCUUAAAUCACAAGCAGCUAGUGAAUACAUGGGUCCCUGAGGAGCCUGGGCAUGCAAAGCCAAAGCAUUUGCCAUACAGUCUGGAAUUCACAGCAAGUGAGCACACACCUUCUGCUAGAGUGUUAACAGUUGAUAUCUAUCUUAGAAAAACAGAUGAACUUCUUAAUGAACCUGUGACUGUUUUAUCGGAAGAAAAUUGUGGUGACUCAGACACAAUGGAUAAAAAAUCUGCCAAUAAAAGGUCUGGAAAAAGAAGAAAAUCUCAGUCAUCUAGUGACAUCCCAAAUGGAGAGAGAAAUCAGACUGAGAAUGCUGCAAAAGAAGAUGCAGUUUUUGAGGACGAUGUCCAUUCUGAUGUGUUUUCAGACAAGAUAAUGAACUCGGAAAGAAAAAUGAAGUCUCCUCAACAGGCUUCUGAAAGGAAUCCCUCUUCCUCAGGUAAUAAUCAGGACCUAAAAGCUGGAUCUGCUCAAAAAGGGGCAUCUAAAAAUGAAGCUGACAAAGGCAAGCAGCAGACAUCAAACACGACCCCAGCAAGGAGAAGAUCGUAUAAAAAGAAUCAGUUGGAUGCUGUCCCCGUUUCACCUACUGGUUUGAAGAGUCAGAUAAAAGAUUACUCCUCAAAAAGGCAACUUUUAGCACCAACAGAGAGUAACCCAAUGACAAAAAGAACUUCAGUGGAAAAGGGAACUAUACCGGUGGCUUUUGGGGAAGAUGGUUUGGAGUCUCCCAAAGCUUCCUUGGCUGAUAAGACAGAAAACACUGCCUUGGUAUUUGUUGAUGGAAGAAGCGAGUCCAAGACAAUAAAACAUAGCAAUGGCUCUGAUGUAAGAGCUUUCGUGCGUACUGAUGGGAUUAAAAAUGGAGACAUGUCUCUGUCAGCUGAAAGACUGACAAAUUCUGAUUUCGACAGCUCAAAGCUGAAAAGUUUGGAUGCUUCCAGAACAGUCACAACAAAGAUUAGCCUUCCAGCCAAACCGAAGAAUGUGGAGCUGAAUUUUAAAGCACCUACAAAUCAAGACAGUUUAGAAAGUGAGCAGGAUUCUCUUGAAAAACCAGUUAAUAAAACUAACAGCAGCAUUGCCAACAAAAUUUCCUUGUUUGAAAGUAAAUGUGGCAACCAGAGCCAGAGGCCUGCUGAAAUCCCUGCUUCAAAAAAUAGUACUGUACCAAGCACAUUUGUUGGCAGAGCAAAGCUGAAAUUUGGAAAACAACCUAAGGAAACUGAACAGCCUGAUAAAACGUUAAAUAAGCAAAGCAGUCGUCAGAGGUUAUUUGAAAAUGGCACGACAGACAAAGAUAGCACUGCAGAAUUAAAAAGCAAAAAUGAAGAAGGGUCCACAUCUUAUGAGGAUAUUGGGAAGGCAACAGAACUUAAAGUAAAAGCUGCAAUAUCCCUUUUUAAUCAAAAUAGCAGAAUUGAUGGUAGUGGUAUCUCUCUGAAGCAACCUGAUCCAGAAUUAGCCACAGCUAAAAAAGAAAGUUUACCCCUUAAACUGUCUUUGCACUCACCCAAUAAGAGUGAAAAUACUCAAGAUACUUGCCACCAAAGUAACAACACAAGCUCAGAAUUUUCCAGAAAUGAAGAAGAGGUGCUCUCAAACACAGAGGUUUUAUCACCUUGCAGUGAUGACAAAUAUCCUGUACAAGCUAAUCACUUUUCUAGAGAGUCAGAAUUUCAGAAGAUGGAAAACGGAGAUAAAAAGGCAAAGCCGGGAGAUUCAAGCUUGCCAGCCCUGCAGUAUCAUGAAAAUAGUUCAGAUAAUAUAUUGGUGCCAGAGCACGAUAUCAACGCACAAAAGAGUCCAAGCAAAACUUGUAAUGGUUCUGCUGAAGAUGAUAGCAUUUUUGAUUCCCCAUCUGACAUGAAGAAGUUUGCUGAAACAAUAAAAAACUUGGACAGCUCAGUGUGUUUACCACAAAAGAAGAAAAGGUCAAAGCUUCCCAAAUCACCAGUACCCCACUUUGCAAUGCCUCCAAUUCAUGAAGACAAUUUAGAGAAAGUAUUUGAUCCUAGUGUAUUUACUUUUGGUUUGGGACUGAAGAGGGAGAAAGCACAGGAUCUUUUACCAGCCCAGCAAUUUAAAAUGCAAAGCUUGGAAACGAUAGCCAGAGUCAGACCCAAGCGUGCAUCAACAGAGCAAAGCAUAAUAUUCAAGUCCCUGCAAUCAUGUAGUAGAGAGGAAACUGCCUUUGCUCAGGAACUAAAUGGAAAAGAGAGUAAUGAUAGUACAGAUGGUGAAGUUAAGAGAUCCCGGCUUGAAAAAAGCUCACUUUUCUCAAGCUUGUUGUCAUCUACAUCUAAAGAAAAGUGUUUUAUUCCUUCUGUGACAUCAGUAAAUAACACGACAGCCGAUUCUGCAGGGAUGCCUCUACAGCAGGAUGCUUCUGGACCAUUCAAUAUGUCUCAAAAAUCUGAGUCUCUUUCAGAUAUGAAGUUUCCAAGUCAUGUGGAGAAGUACAUGCAAGCAGAUAGUGCAAAAAAAGAUCUAAGUUUACAAAUGUGUAACUAUGGAAACCCUGAGAAAAGUUUCUCCAACUGGUUAGGGACAGGCAGAUAUGACUCAAAUGUCCCCACUGGCUUAUUAGAUGUGGAUGCAUUUUCAAGAAAUGGAAAAAAUAAAAUCAAUCCCAGACCUGGCAAGCUGGUGAUAUACAGUGAAUCUGACAAUCAAGAGAAUGGUAUUGAAGUUUUCCAUGAUGUACUGGAUUGCAGUUCUUGGGUUCUGUCACCAGCAAUUCUAGUUAAAGUCAUCAGAGGAUGCUGGAUACUUUACGAGAAACCAAAUUUUGAAGGCCCCUCUAUUCCUCUGGAAGAAGGAGAGCUGCAACUCACUGAUAUAUGGGGUGCAGGUACUUCUGAAGAGCAAUAUGAAUGCAGAUCUCUAAAGCCUGCAGUGAUUGGUUCAAUAAGACAUGUUGUUAAGGAUUACAGGGUUUGCCGAAUUGAUUUGUAUACAGAACCUGAAGGGCUGGGAAUCGUGACUUCCUUUUUUGACGACACCGAGGAAACAGGCGUGUUUGGCACUACUCAGAAGACCUGUUCUAUGAAAGUGCACUGGGGCAUAUGGCUAAUUUAUGAAGAACCUGGUUUCCAGGGAAUCCCUUUAAUGUUGGAGCCUGGUGAAUAUCCUAAUUUAGCCUUCUGGGAGAAGAAGGAAGCCUACAUUAGGUCUAUGAGGCCCUUGAAAAUGGGUGGUCGCAAAGUCGAAUUCACUAGAGAGCCAAAGGUAAUCAUUUAUGAGAAGCCUUUCUUUGAAGGGAGGCAUGUGGAGAUAGAAUCAGAAAUAUUUAUGCUCAAUGACAAAGAAUUGAAAGAGAAGACAGUGCUUCCGCUUGCAUCAGUGGGAUCCAUGAAAGUCUUGGGAGGAGUGUGGGUUGCUUAUGAGAAGCCCAGGUUUGAAGGCCAUCAGUACUUGCUGGAAGAGGGAUCUUAUCAGGAUUGGAUGGACUGGGGUGGUUAUGAUGAAGAACUGCAAUCACUGCGGCCUGUUACUGGUGACUUCACAAAUUCCCAUAUGAUAAUGUACAGUGAAAAAGACUUUGGAUCAAAGGGUUCCAAUAUUAAUGUGUUAGGAAUUAUUUCCAAUUUGAAAGACACUGGAUACGGGCUGAGGACACAGUCUAUAAAUGUGCUAAGUGGAGUGUGGGUGGCUUAUGAGAAUCCUGAGUUUACAGGGGAGCAGUACAUACUGGAUAAAGGGCUAUAUCCCAGCAUUGAGGCAUGGGGGGGCAAGAAUUGUAAAAUAUCUUCAGUUCAACCUAUUGUUGUGGAUAUUGUUGGAAGCGAAAGGGGUAAAGUUAAGGUCCAGUUAUUUUCAGAGCCUGAUUUCAAGGGUAACUGCCAAAUAUUUGAAAAAAAUACAAAAUGUAUUGAUUCAUUUGCUGCGAAGUCUUCAAAAAUUUUAGAUGGCAGCUGCAUAGUGUAUGACCAGGAAGAAUUCUCUGGUAACCAGUAUGUGUUAGAAGAAGGAAUCUAUCCUGAUCUGACAGCAAUGGGAUGUUCACCCCAAGCAGUUCUAAAAUCUUUACGGAUUGUAAAUAUUGAGCUGUCUGAGCCACGUAUAGCUCUUUUUGAAAAGGUGGGUUUCCACGGAAAGAAAAUUGAAUUCAGUACAGAAAUCUUAAAUCUCCAGUUCCUGGGAUACAACCCUCGAAUAGCUUCAGUCCAAGUCCUUGGUGGCAUAUGGAUAAUAUAUGAACAUAGUAAUUACAGGGGGCGUCAGAUGAUGUUAUCACCAAACGAAAUUCCAGAUUGGUAUAAACUGAGUGGCUACUGUCUGAUAGGUUCUCUGCGACCAUUGCUUCAGAAACGUGUGUACUUCAGGCUUCGAAACAAGGAAACUGGAAAAUUCAUGUCAGCUGAUGGAAAUCUAGACAACUUAAAUCUUCUGAGAAUACAAAUUGCAGAAGAUACUGACUCAGAUGAUCAAAUCUGGGUUUAUCAGGAUGGAUUCAUAAGAUGCCGGAUGGCAGAGGAUUGCUGCUUGACAAUUGUUGGAAAUCUUAUAACUCCUGGCUCUAAACUGGGUCUUUCAUUUGAGCGGAAUGAAGACAAACAAUAUUGGCGCAUUAGUCCUGAUGGCAGGAUCUACAGCAAGAUGAAACCAAAACUGGUUUUGGAUAUCAAAGGGGGCAUGCAGUAUGAUCACGACCAUGUUGUUGUCAACACAGUCAGUGAAGAAAGGUUAACGCAGUGUUGGGAACCACUGGUUGCAUAAAUCCAAACAAGCCAAGACAACGUUUGAAUUGGCCACUAUGCUGGAUGCUAGAAUUGGCACUGCCAUCAUUGAAGGAUACGAGAUCAACAAUGAGACUUUUGUCUUUUCUUUGCAAUAUUAAGAAGAACAAGCAACAGAAUGAUUUUAUGUCUCUCCAGUUAAGAUUAUUAUCCCUAUAAAAACUUGAGUAUCUCUCAAUCUUUUUUUUUUAUCUUCACAAACCACUGUGAUAUAAAGAAUGGCAGUGUCCCUCAGGCUACAUGAAAGAACUAAAGGUGGGAGAGACCACAUGGAGUUAUAAUCAUGUCAGUGAGCACUUAAUCCAGAACAGUUCGUAACCAUAAUUUUAAAUUAUUUUAAAUUUUUUUUAACUGAGAAAAGGGCUAAAAAGUAGUUAAAGCUUAUUUUAUAAAGGACAGGAGUGCAGUGUGUAUGGGGGUAUAGCAACAUGAAUCUAUGGGCUGUAGUAUAGAGGAAUAGUCACUACUGAAAAUUAAUAUAUUUGUUUCACUGGAACAAAGUUAUGUUUACUGAAAGUUUAAAGACUGCUAGCACAGAGCAUAUCCAGAGAAUGUUUAAUAUGUGGUUUCAAAUAUAGUUAGUAUGCUACAGUAGUAGUCCUAAAUUAAGAAAAAAAUCUAGAUUUUUGUCAUGUAGAGAGAGGAAGUUUGUCAACAAAAAGAGAGGGCUGGCUAAAGGAUGCAUCAGAAUAUGAAGAACUUGCCCAUUUUCUAGGCUGCCUAAUUUUUUGAAUUACAAGUAUUUCACUCGUUUGCCAAGACAGAUUUUUACCCUUUAAAACAAUUUAAGUACAGUCUUCCUAAGCUUAAAAAUCAUUUACCAUACAGAAAACAAGAAUUCUUAAGGAAAGUAUCACUGUAAAUGAUAGAAAAAGUGCAGUGGUUACUAGACUUUUCAGAUGCUGCUGUUUGGCCUCUGCUGGCUUAUUUAUGCUCUAGCUUACUGUGGAGCAUGCCCUACUCCAAGUAUUUCAGGUGGUGUUGGAGAGCAGCGUCUGUGGUGGGCUGCUGCCUCCCAGUUGCUGUUGGGAAGAAAAUGUCAGACUGCUGUAGUUAGUGGCAUAGCCAAGCUUGGAUACGUACCCAGUCACAAGGGCAGUGCCUGUUCGAAGUAAGUGGUACCAGUUUAGGAAAGAGCUUGUGACAAGUCAGACCUAUUAAAUGAGUGUAGGAGGUUCUUCUGUUGCCCUGUGUUGAAACUGUAUUUGUUAGUUUUCUUUAAUAAUGUUGACAGAAAAGUAAAAUAUGAACAACUCUUGUACUAUGCUGCUGUGUUUUGUUCUGGCUUAGACCAGUGUUACUACAACUUGCUCCUAGGAGCAUCCUUUGUCUUGCAUAGUGAUCUGUUUAAAAGUAACAUUUGCAUUACUAUUAUGUUGCCUCAAAGGAUACUGGUGCUUUUAUUGUUACCACCUGAGAGGAAGUGCCUUACUAACAUUCCUCCUUUUGUACAGAAGUACUCAAGUUUUGUUGCUCUGAAAGGUGCUGCUUUUAGUUCUUUAUGGAAAAUGUGCUGUUAUUGGUUCCAAACUGUGGUACUUUGUCAUAUUGAUGUGCUCUUGCUAAAUAUAAUAUGGCAUUUCACAAAUAAAUUUAGGGUAGGUAA